Molecule: messenger RNA, 449 nt
Organism: Carassius gibelio (silver crucian carp)
Lineage: Eukaryota; Metazoa; Chordata; Actinopteri; Cypriniformes; Cyprinidae
Gene: ca1h19orf53
Product: chromosome A1 C19orf53 homolog
Exons: 3
Coding region: 77-379 (100 amino acids)
Source: RefSeq, a predicted model, not a curated record
CCUAACCGUUUCAGGGACUUUUAUUCUGUUUCGCGUCUUCCGUCUUUCUGUUUCCGGUUGCGAUCAGACCGUUGAAAUGCCUCAAGGUAAACAGAAAUUCAAGGCGCAGCGACCCGGAGGAGCUAAAAAGCAACCACAAAAACCGAAAGGACUCAAGAAAGGGGGAAGAAUAAUCGCACCCAAAAAAGCUCAAGUGGUCGAACAGCAGAAGCUUAAGAAGGGUUUGGAGGUGGCCAUCAGGAACAGGAUCGAGCAUGAAGUCACACAGAGGGCCAGCAAGUCCCUUCAUAAGAAACUGAGUGUGCUGAAGACUCCAGCAGGGAAGAGCGGGACCUCUGGACCCCCAAACCCAGCUGCUGGAUCCUCCACAUCCACCUGAAGACAGGCAAUCAUGUAGUGUACUGUACAGCCGCUAGAUGGCGCCAUAUAAAACCUGAUGUGUACCUCUC